CAUAAUAAAAUCGUGUGUAAAGAAUGGGAACCUGGCAAGAAGCGUCCAAAUGUAACGAAACAUAUUCAACAAUACCAGUACAACUUCCCAUUGGUGAUUAUUCGGACUAGAACUGCAUUUGGCUACAAGAAUUACGUAUUUACAGGUGGCAGGCUGCAAAAUCUUUACCGAUGUGGAAUGUUGGACGUCGCUGGAAACUUCACAUUUGUUAAUGACUGUGAAACUUCGAAGUGUUCGUUUUGUGAAGUCGAGAAUUACACCGGAACUGAUCUGUCAGCUUGUGGAUCAACUAUUACAACAAAUCGGCCUUCCUCAAAUAACCUAUCAACGAUUGUUUCACAAAAGGCAGAAACAUUAACAGCAACGAUCAUGUCAAUCAACGAUAAAAUAUUGACAAAAUCUAUUGUUCGUAACCAUGCUUCCACUUCCUCCGACUCAACUCUUGGCAUCGGUUUAGGUGUAAGCCUUAGCAUCGUGGUCAUUGUAAUAGUUACCAUCGUCGGCGUCUGCGUUUAUAAAAGAAGGAAAAGAAAUGCUGAUUGUGUACGCAGCAGACAAGAGUGUGGAAGCACGGAGUGUGGUGAUAUUCAUGUCUAUGACGAAAUAAGCAACAGCGAAGAAUCGGCAUAUGCUGCCUCCAAGGUUGACAUUUACGAUAAAAUAAGAACUGAUGGAGAAAAGGAGCAUGCCUAUGAAAGUGUAGCAUCGGCGCCAAAAUACUAAUAAAAUGCUAAGCUAGUUAAGUUAUUAAAUUACAUGAUGAGAAAAUAUCUGGAUAACUUUCUAUUGUACAAAUAUUGAAUAAUAAUGUUAUAUGACGGAUUUUUACUAAAAUAACCAUUUGCAGUAUUGUUUGAUCUGUUGGUGUACUUAUAAUCUGUGUAAUAAAAUUUUUACCUUC
Dreissena polymorpha is the source of this 901-nucleotide messenger RNA. RefSeq lists its product as uncharacterized. NCBI's taxonomy places the organism in Eukaryota, Metazoa, Mollusca, Bivalvia, Myida, Dreissenidae. The coding region runs from base 178 to 723 and encodes 181 amino acids. The transcript is spliced from 7 exons. The record is from RefSeq and is a predicted model, not a curated record.